This is a messenger RNA of Macrosteles quadrilineatus (aster leafhopper), 864 nucleotides long. RefSeq lists its product as uncharacterized. The coding region runs from base 134 to 703 and encodes 189 amino acids. Lineage: Eukaryota; Metazoa; Arthropoda; Insecta; Hemiptera; Cicadellidae. The transcript is spliced from 6 exons. The record is from RefSeq and is a predicted model, not a curated record.
CGCGACGUCACUCCUCACUCGUCAGUCGUCAGUACUACGCGACAGUGUAACGUGCAAACGUGCGAAGUACAUCGCAUCCUCUCAUGGAUUAUAUCUUGAAUGGUCGCGAGACAAGGUAGCAGAGUUGUAGGUGAUGUGGCCCUUUUUUGUCCUCGUGUUCUUAGAUGGCUCUUUAGCAACUCCAAACGAAAGCAACAUCGUAGAACAUCAAGUAACCUCAGAAAUGGCUCACGCUACCCUUUCAAAGGUUAAUGUGUCUGAUCUGAUGGGUGAGGGAUGCAAGACUUGCACGCAGCAACAGACUGGCUACUGUCUCAGCGAGGACCUCGUCAUGGACCACUGCUUCUGCGACCACAGACAUAAGGAACGGCUGGGCUACAUGCAGCACACUUGCUACGUGCCUAACCGCUUCCAUCCCACGUUCGCCACUGACUGUCUGGAGUACGUGCGAGUGCUGGAGUGCUGCUGUCACGCCGUGCUGCUGCCGCGCUUGAGGGAUAGAGAUCGAAAUGAGAGUAUUCCCACACCCAGCAGCAUAGCCGUAACCCCAUUACUGCUUCAAAAAAUCACUGAACAAAUUGGUGGAGUGAAGGAAGAGGCUUCUAACGGCUUAACUUCCGUCCACUUGGCUUCUCCAACCUGGUUACUUCCGGUAGUAAUCGCACUACGUCAUACUUCCGCCCUGGACCCCUCCACUGCAUAGAGUCGUCACACCGCACUGCUAACAACCACUUACUGUACUUUACAAUGGCUGUGUCUCGUCAAGUCUUAGUAAAAAUAGCACUGUGUACAAAUGUAUGUAUAUAAAGGAACGGUUGCUUAUUUUCUUAUGUGAAGAAAUAAAUUAUUUAUUGAACUGUUUAA